AUGGCCCCGGGGUCAUCCAGGAACGGGAAACACACGACCGCAGCCAGGCGCUUCCUCCUCGGCUUCAUCCUCGCCAUCUUCUCCCUGCAGAUCUUCGCCAUCUUCCUCUCCAUCCAGAUCUCCAAGGCCCUCCGCAACGUCCACCUCCCCCGCCUCCUCCCCGAGGACAUCGGCCUCCUCGUCGCUUCCAAGGCAUACACCCACUAA
Messenger RNA from Guillardia theta CCMP2712, 207 nucleotides. RefSeq lists its product as hypothetical. The transcript has a single exon. Bases 1 to 207 code for a protein of 68 amino acids. The record is from RefSeq and is a predicted model, not a curated record. Lineage: Eukaryota; Cryptophyceae; Pyrenomonadales; Geminigeraceae.